Parasteatoda tepidariorum (common house spider) is the source of this 1641-nucleotide messenger RNA. RefSeq names its product activated Cdc42 kinase-like (gene Ack-like). The record is from RefSeq and is a predicted model, not a curated record. Gene Ontology annotation, biological process: protein phosphorylation. Lineage: Eukaryota; Metazoa; Arthropoda; Arachnida; Araneae; Theridiidae. Gene Ontology annotation, molecular function: protein tyrosine kinase activity; ATP binding.
AUUUUCCUGACUUAUUUCUGCAGGUUACAGAACUUGCUCCUCUUAGAUCCCUACUGGAGUGCCUUAAGGAGCCAGUUCUCCGUCCGAGUUUUCCCGUCAUCUCCCUCUGUGACUUUGCCCUGCAAAUAGCUGAAGGUAUGCAGUACCUAGAGAAUAAGAAGCUAAUCCACAGGGACCUGGCUGCCAGAAAUAUUCUCGUCUUUGCAAAAAAUAAAGUCAAAAUUAGUGACUUUGGCUUAUCUAGGGCUUUAGGAGUUGGCAAAGAUUAUUAUCAAACUAACUUCAAUGUUAAUUUGAAAUUACCUAUUGCAUGGUGUGCCCCUGAAUGUAUCAACUAUCUCCGUUUCACAUCAGCCAGUGAUGUUUGGGCUUAUGGUGUGACACUAUGGGAAAUGUUCAGCUAUGGAUUUCAACCUUGGGCUGCUUUGACCGGACAGCAACUAGCUGAUGAAGCAGCAAGGGCUGGCUCUAAUGCAAUUUUCUGGGGCCCUGAACCUGCACCGGGAAGUUCUCCCACCUCAUUUAGGGCAUCCAUAUUCAAGCUCUACGGCAAAAUUGCCCAUGAGCAAUGUCGCUUUUCUGACGGUCAGAGACAAGCUAAGGAGUUGAAUCGUGACUGUCCUAGUGUACGUCAAAAGGAGCUUUUAAAGCUUAAUAGAAACAGUCUAUGGAAGAUCAUUGGUCUUCUUACUGGACACUGCAUCCUCAGGAGACACCUAUACAUAAUGGGAAUUGAAUCCAAUUCUCUUUGUCGAGGUUGUCAUCUUGAAGAAGAGACAUCACGACAUAUACUUUGUGAUUGUGAGGUCUAUUCUGCUCAAAGAUUUAAGCAUUUAGGGCUGCAUUGCGUCAAAACUUGGAAACUGCAAGAUGUUCCUUGUAAGCCAGAGCAAGUGCAAUCUAUCCAAGAUACAAUAGAAGUUGUCCAGGGCAAAAAAGAAUGGCUUCAUUAUAAAACUGGGGAAGUUAUCACUGUUUUGGAUAAAAGACCUUUACCUGACAGCAUCAACAUCUGGAAGGGUGUUUUAAUCAAUGGGAAAACAGGGCUCUUCAAUCCUGCUCACACUGUUGCCUACCUUACAAAUUUUCCCACUCACAGGCCAAGUUUCUCAAGGGCAGAUUCCAAAUGCGGCCUCUAUGCCAGUCGAAGAAGGUUGAAAACUGAUAUGAUUUCUCGUCCCCAAGGAGAUUUCAAGCACACUGGUCAUGUUGGGUUAGACGGAGCAUUUUUUGGUGACAUAUCGUUUUUAGGUGAUAAAUAUCACCAACUUCCAAGGCAAAUAGUUACUCCAUAUAAGCCCCAGGAUGACAAAGAGAAUGUGAGUCCUACGCUAACCACUCUGUCUACUGACUCUUCAGAUAAGAUCCCUCUUCUCAAGAAGUUCAGCACAUCAGACGGAAGGAGUGGAUCUUCGUCUGAUAAUUGGUCAGAAAUGAUGAACGAUCAGCCUCCUAUUACGCUCCUUGAUCCACCUCCAAAGAGAAAUAGCAAAGAGGGGGUCUUACCUGACCAUGAGUAUACUGAAAUAAGUGAUGAUGAAGACUUUGGAAAUUUUAUGGAAAAUUCUAAAUUUGAGGUAAUUUUAUUUGUUUUUCCUUUAAUGAAUAUCCUCACCCACAUUACGAAACUAAAUUCAUUGA